Molecule: messenger RNA, 1292 nt
Organism: Aspergillus brunneoviolaceus CBS 621.78
Lineage: Eukaryota; Fungi; Ascomycota; Eurotiomycetes; Eurotiales; Aspergillaceae
Product: histidine phosphatase family protein
Exons: 4
Coding region: 282-1001 (239 amino acids)
Biological process (GO): ribose phosphate biosynthetic process
Molecular function (GO): sedoheptulose-bisphosphatase activity
Source: RefSeq, a predicted model, not a curated record
UGACCUUGGGCGAGUGAGUUAUCGAUAAGCCGCCCGCCUGCCCCUGUGAUUCAUGGAAAUAAUGACGCAACACGAGGAAACGGCCCCUCCUGCUCAUGGUACUCCCCCCACUUGAAUUGCAGAGAACACGAGAGUGAGUUUGAAGUGAUUGAUUAUAUUCCGUGCCUUUCCUCAUCUGACUUGCCUUUUUUCCAUACACACACACACACACUCUCUCUCUCUCUCUCUCUCUCUCUCUCCCCCUCUUUCACUCAAAUCCCCUCUCCCCUCAAUUCGAAACCAUGAGCCCCCGGUGCUUCAUCAUCCGCCACGGCGAGACCGAAUGGUCCCUCAACGGCCGCCACACGGGCACCACCGACCUGCCCCUCACCGCGAACGGGGAGAAACGCAUCAAAGCCACCGGCAAGGCCCUGGUGGGGAAUGACCGAUUGAUCGCGCCGCGGAAGGUCGUCCAUGUAUACGUCUCGCCGCGAGCCCGCGCGCAACGGACGCUCGAACUGCUCGAGAUCGGGUGCAAGGAGCGGCUGCCGUGGACGGCGGCGCGCAAGCCCGAGGCGGAGGAGCCGAUUCGCACGGAGGCGCGGGUGGAGGUGACGGAGGCGGUGCGCGAGUGGGACUACGGCGACUACGAGGGGUUGACGAGCCAGCAGAUCCGGGAGGUGCGGGCGCGGAACGGGGAAGGGAGCUGGGAUAUUUGGCGCGAUGGGUGUCCCGGGGGAGAAUCUCCCGAAGACGUGAUCAAGCGGCUCGACGCCCUCAUCGCCGAGAUCCGCGCCAAAUACCACGGCCCGUGUUUCGAGUCCGAGUCCGCCAAGGGGGAUGUCCUGAUCGUGGCGCAUGGACAUAUCCUGCGGGCGUUUGCGAUGCGGUGGACGGGCAAGCCGUUGACGGAGACGGCGUUGAUUUUGGAGGCUGGUGGUGUGGGCACGUUGAGUUACGAGCACCACAGCAUCGAUGAGCCCGCAAUCAUCCUGGGUGGAGGGUUCGUGGUCGACUCCUGAUUUCCAUCCUUAUUUUCGAAUCCUGCUUUCCUCGAACCAGACACGGUAGGAAGUAGCGUAUGAUGGAAAGUUGGUAGACCGCCAGAUAGCGUUGUACUGGCAGUGGCGAUGGGUGGUGAUGGUGAUGGUGACAACGGGGAAUGAAGCGUCCCCAUUGACGAUCAAAGAGAGCAAUAGGAUCAACCUCCAACAUAAAUAGCCGUUAGCAACAUAUCCAAUAAAUAGAUUGAGCCAUAGAUCCCAAGAGAGAAAAAAAAAACCCACAUUGAUGGUCCCCGAAGAAUAACCCAA